AUGUGGCUCAACAACAGUGCAUCCCCAUUCCUGCUUACAGGCUUUCCAGGAAUGGAGAAAGCACAUCACUGGAUCUCCAUCCCACUACUGGUAGUUUAUAUCUCCAUACUUCUUGGGAAUGGCACGCUUCUCUUUCUCAUCAGAGAAGAUCAUAAUCUCCAUGAGCCCAUGUACUAUUUCUUAGCUAUGUUGGCAGCCACAGAUCUAGGAGUAACUGUGACUACAAUGCCCACAGUUUUGGGUGUUCUAUGGUUAAAUCACAGAGAAAUUGGUCAUGGGAUCUGUUUUUCUCAGGCUUAUUUUAUUCAUACUCUUUCUAUUGUUGAGUCUGGGGUCCUGCUUGCCAUGGCUUAUGACCGUUUUGUUGCUAUCCGUAAUCCCCUAAGAUAUUCUUCUAUCCUUACUAAUGCCAGAGUAAUCAAGAUUGGGUUAGGGGUAUUGACAAGGGCUGGCCUAUCAAUUAUGCCAAUAAUUAUCCGUCUGCACUGGUUUCCCUAUUGUAGAUCCCAUGUACUAUCUCAUGCAUUUUGUCUGCACCAAGAUGUUAUUAAAUUAGCCUGCGCUGAUAUAACUUUUAAUCGACUCUAUCCAGUUGUCGUUGUAUUUGCAAUGGUGCUGCUUGACUUCCUCAUCAUCUUUUUCUCCUACAUUUUGAUCCUCAAAACUGUCAUGGGCAUUGCUUCAGGAGAAGAAAGGGCCAAGGCUCUCAACACAUGUGUCUCCCAUAUCUGCUGCAUCUUAGUCUUCUAUGUGACUGUAGUGGGUCUGACAUUCAUCCACAGAUUUGGAAAGCAUGCUCCUCGAGUGGUUCAUAUCACAAUGAGCUAUGUCUAUUUCCUUUUUCCUCCUUUUAUGAAUCCUGUCAUUUAUAGCAUUAAAACCAAACAGAUCCAGAAUGGUAUAAUUCGCUUGUUCUCUUUAAGUUCUAGGAAGUGA
Molecule: messenger RNA, 936 nt
Organism: Suncus etruscus (white-toothed pygmy shrew)
Lineage: Eukaryota; Metazoa; Chordata; Mammalia; Eulipotyphla; Soricidae
Product: olfactory receptor 51B6
Exons: 1
Coding region: 1-936 (311 amino acids)
Biological process (GO): G protein-coupled receptor signaling pathway
Cellular component (GO): membrane
Molecular function (GO): G protein-coupled receptor activity; olfactory receptor activity
Source: RefSeq, a predicted model, not a curated record